ACAAAUUUCCACUAAAGGAAAAGGCAUAAACAAAUUCGAAAAACAAAACCCAACAAUCACAAAAACGACAACUCAUCAAGUCAAAAAACCUUGACAGAAUAAUGUUAUUCAAAAUUUAAAAUUCUGCUACAAAACAAAACAAUAUUAUAGUAUAUUUUUUCUCAAAAAAAAAAAAAAAGUUUUUUACUUUUAUAAAACCUUGGUUUCUCCGUCUUUCUUGGAGAAACCUCAAUACAUGUUGUUUACCAACAUAACAGACUUUAUCCACCACACUCUUUUUUAGUUUUAUUAUUAUUAUUUUUAUUAUUUGAAUCUGAUUAAUUAAUUAAUCAUCAAUUGAUUACAAUUACCAACUAUGUUUAUAACCCUUUCAUUCAAUUCCUCAUUUUCAUUUGAGUUUUUUGAGCUCUUCAAUGGCCAUUCCUUCUUCAAUCUCUGAUCCCUUUGCUUCCAAGUUUCUACCUUCUUCAAUCUCUGAUCCCUUUGCUUCCAGUUAUCAACCAUCAAGGAUCUCUGUUCCUGUGAAAAUUGAGCAAACCCAAUUGACAACAUUAAGGAGAAGUCAUUGUUCUACUUUAAAGGCUUCAAUGGGGUCUCCAGGAUUCACCCAGCAACUUAACAACAACAAGUUAGAGACUUUAGCCGAUGUUAAAGACGACCGUGGUGAUAUAUUUAAUGAUCUAAAGGAUAGAUUCUUAAGUUUUAAGAAGAAUGUAUACAUGGCAAACCCUGAACAGUUUGAAAAUCUUGCCAAGGUUCAAGUGCCAAAGUUCAUGGUUAUUGCCUGUGCAGAUUCUAGGGUAUGUCCUUCAAGUAUUUUGGGAUUUCAACCAGGAGAAGCAUUCACAAUUCGCAAUAUUGCUAAUUUGGUUCCGACCUUUGAGAGUGGACCCUCGGAAGUAAACGCUGCAUUAGAAUUCUCCGUAAACACUCUUCAGGUUGAGAACAUCUUGGUCAUUGGCCACAGCUGCUGUGGUGGUAUACGCGCCCUUAUGGGUAUGGAAGAUGAUGGCAAUACAAGCUUUAUAAAAAGUUGGGUUACUAAUGCGAAGAAUGCAAGAGUAAAAACCAAGGCUGCUGCUUCCAACCUCGAUUUUGAUGGCCAAUGCUCACAUUGUGAGAAGGUAUCAAUUAAUCAUUCCUUAGUAAACCUACUUACGUAUCCCUGGAUCAAAGAAAAGGUGGAGAAGGAAGAACUCUCUAUUCAUGGUGGUUACUAUGACUUUGUUAAUUGUUCAUUUGAGAAAUGGACAUUGGACUACCGGGGAACCAAACUAGAGGAAAAUGGAAGAAUUGCUAUAAAAAAUAAAGUAUUUUGGUACUGAGUUUUUAUUUCUGUUUUACUGAUUGAUGUGCCAAUUUGCGUGUCUAAAAUUCUUACUUUUAGGACUUUAAAAGUAUAGAUUAAAUAAUGUACUUUUGUACAAUAUCCAUAAAUUUUUUGUAACUUAAGUUGUUUGAGCAAACAACAACAAUUUCAUGUGUAUGUUUAUUUGUACUUUCUGAA
Molecule: messenger RNA, 1507 nt
Organism: Trifolium pratense (red clover)
Lineage: Eukaryota; Viridiplantae; Streptophyta; Magnoliopsida; Fabales; Fabaceae
Product: beta carbonic anhydrase 5, chloroplastic-like
Exons: 9
Coding region: 414-1325 (303 amino acids)
Biological process (GO): carbon utilization
Molecular function (GO): zinc ion binding; carbonate dehydratase activity
Source: RefSeq, a predicted model, not a curated record